AUGGCGGGAGCUUUCAGUGGCCAUCUCGUCGACUCUUUCCUCUCUUCCCAGCAAUACUGCCAACCAUUAGCUGCGAGUUCUCUACAGAUCGCCACACACGGAUCAAUGUCGUUCGCGCCACAAAUGCACGGAAUACCCUCUCAAUCCUCAUUCUCGUUUCAACCGUCGUUCAUGGACCUCUCGGAAGACACGGCGAAGAGGAUUGCCACGCUGCAGGCGAAGCUCGACAAGAAGCUUGGCCCGGAGUACAUCUCGCAGAGACCAGGGCCUGGUGGGGGACCCAAGUUAACAUAUGCUGAAGGUACCUUCUUUAUUUGA
Molecule: messenger RNA, 318 nt
Organism: Sparassis crispa
Lineage: Eukaryota; Fungi; Basidiomycota; Agaricomycetes; Polyporales; Sparassidaceae
Exons: 1
Coding region: 1-318 (105 amino acids)
Biological process (GO): double-strand break repair via homologous recombination; double-strand break repair via single-strand annealing; mitotic recombination
Cellular component (GO): nucleus
Source: RefSeq, a predicted model, not a curated record